GCUGGGAGUUAGUAACAGUAUCACUUAUUAAUACUCAGUCACAGUAUGAAGGAUCCCCUCCUCCUGCUGCUCAUCGCUGGGGUCUCUGGGGUGUAUUGCAGUCACUCUCUCCAGUAUUAUCACACAGCGGUCUCAGUUCCCGGAUAUGGGCUGCCAGAAUAUAUAUCGGUUGGUUUUGUGGAUGGGAUACAGAUUACAAAAUACAGCAGUGACAUCGGCCGGGUUGUUCCUGUUGCUCAGUGGAUGCAGAAAGUGGAACCUGAUUACUGGGAGAGAAAUACAAAGAUCGGCAAAGUCAAUGAGGCUGUAUUCAAACAGGACAUAAUGAUAUUAAGGGAACGCUUCAACCAGACAGGAGGUUUUCACUCUUCUCAGUUGAUGUCUGGCUGUGAGUUGAUGGAUGAUGGCAGCACCAGGACAUAUCAGCAGUCCGGGUAUGACGGGAAGGAUUUUGUUGUUCUUGAUACCAAGCGAGGGGUCUUUAUUCCACUCUCAGACCAGGCUCAGAUCAGCGCACAGAAAUGGAACAGUCCGGAGAUGAGACUAGGGGAGAAAAGGAAGAACCAACUGGAAAAUCACUGCAUCGAAUGGUUGAAAAAACACCUUGCAAAUGGCAAGGAGGAGCUCUACAGGAGAGUUCCCCCAGAGGUGAAGGUUUCAGAUCAGAGAUUCUACGGAGCCACAAAGCUUCUCUGUCAGGUCUACGGGUUUUACCCCCGGGACGUGGAUGUGAAUUGGAAGAGAGAUGGCAUUGAGGUUCACUCGGAUGAAGCCAAACAGGUUCUUCCCAAUACUGAUGGCACUUACCAGAUCACAGUUAUGGUGGAAGUACGGCCAGAGGACACAGGGAAUUACACCUGCCACGUAGAACACAUCAGCUUGGACAAAACACUUAUUGUGAAGUGGGAGCCGAAGUCAAACCCCGUCCUGAAGAUAGUGAUUAGUGUUAUUGCCGUUCUUGGUGUGAUUGGUGUCACUGCUGCAGGAUUUAUUAUAUGGAAGAAACGUUCAGGACAAAAUCACAUUUAUGCUCCAACCAACACUUUUGAUAAGGAUGGAUCUCCAUCCAGCACCUUAAGCCCUACAAACAGCUGAAAUCAUUGCAGAUAAUUCCUGAAUCAGAUAUAAUGGAUCCCGUCCUGUGAGACUCUGGCCUUCCUUUCUUUAUAACGACGCAGAAUGUGCACUAUAUUAAUGGCUUUUAUAAGAAUUGGUUUAUAUUCUACGGCUUUGCUAUAACUAUGAAUAGAAUCAUAGAUUUAGUUUAUUAAUGUGGAUAGA
Messenger RNA from Pelobates fuscus (common spadefoot toad), 1281 nucleotides. RefSeq names its product class I histocompatibility antigen, F10 alpha chain-like. Gene Ontology annotation, cellular component: external side of plasma membrane. NCBI's taxonomy places the organism in Eukaryota, Metazoa, Chordata, Amphibia, Anura, Pelobatidae. Gene Ontology annotation, biological process: immune response. The coding region runs from base 46 to 1095 and encodes 349 amino acids. The transcript has 8 exons. The record is from RefSeq and is a predicted model, not a curated record.